This is a messenger RNA of Brugia malayi, 8217 nucleotides long. RefSeq names its product Associated with TFs and helicases family protein (gene Bma-chd-7). Gene Ontology annotation, molecular function: ATP-dependent chromatin remodeler activity; ATP binding; protein binding. Lineage: Eukaryota; Metazoa; Nematoda; Chromadorea; Rhabditida; Onchocercidae. The transcript has 25 exons. The coding region runs from base 1 to 8217 and encodes 2738 amino acids. The record is from RefSeq and is a predicted model, not a curated record.
AUGUCAUCAUUGCUAUUAAUGUAUAUUAUGAUUCGUGUUUGUUAUUCGCUUAAUUUUUUUUCUUUAUGUUUUGUUGCAGGAUGGAAUAUAGCGAUGGAUGAAGGAGACGAUUAUGUACCACAAAUUUCGCAGCUUGACUACUCACUGGUUGAUAGCGGGCAAAGUGUUUUGCAAAAUGAUCCCGGUAUUUAUAGUCCACCACCAUCUCAAAUACCUCUGCAACAUCUCCAGUACGGUAGUGAGGUCACAGGAAUGCAUCCAUGCCAAUUACCCAGUCAAAUGAUUCCUCAAGGCAUACAGCAACAACAAGUGAUACAGCCUACGCAGGUGCCGCAACCAGUUGUGCAGAAGCCAAAAGUUCAAAGACGUCGCAAAAACGUAGCUAAUGUUGAGCAGCAAGCUUUAGCGGGACAAGCAAUGCUUCCACCCUCAUCGGUACCUCCUAGACAACAAUACAUGAAUAACAUGACACCAAUGCAGAGCAUGGCGGCAAUGUCUCAAAAUCCCCUGAUGACCCAUAUGCGCUCUCCAGGACCAGGAUCACAAAUGCAGCAACAGAUGAUGACUGGAAAGCAUCACACAUCAAAUGAUAUGCCACCAAUACGUCAUCCAAGUCUGCCACCCAACGUUCAUGAUCCGUAUCAUCAACAACAGCAAUGGUUUCAACAGCAGCAAUUCCGCCUUCCGAGUUACCCACCACAACAUCAGAUGUACUCAUCGCAGCAACGACCACCCAUGAAUCAGAUGAUGCCUCAGCAGACCUAUUAUUCGCAACAACAACAAAUACAACAAGAUGUCCGAAAUCCAAUGUAUUAUCAACCACAUCAAGUAUACGAGCAGGUGUCACGUUAUCCGCCAUCUAUGGGUCCACAACUCGGCCAUUCACAGCAGUAUUAUUCAGAACAAAGCCAAAACUUCUAUCCAUCUCCAAAUCAUAUGAUACAGCAAUCAUCGCAGUCACAAACUAUGACAGUGCAUCAGCAAAUACCUUCUGGAUCCGGUGAGUGGCAGCAGCACAGCACUAAUCCGCAGCAACGUUAUUCUUCACAACCACAAUAUCCACCAUCUACCAGUAUCCAGAUCGAAAUACAACAGGUGCAACAACAACUGCAGUCGAUGUAUGAAAUUCCAAAUAGAAAUAUGCAAAUAGCACAACAGAUUGAACAGCUGCAACUUCGUUUACAGUAUUUACAGCGGUGUUACAUGAGCGAAUGCCAUGGAGGUACGCAACGAAGCGAACAACCUGUAUCUGUGAUGCAGCGAGGCUCCGAAGUACAAGUUAACAUAAAACCGGAUUUACCUGGUCAUACUCUGAUUAGCGUUUAUCAUCAGUACCCACCUAAUUCAGCUCCAGCAAAAAGUGUGCCACCAACAGAAAAUAUUAUUGCAAAAGACUGUGUUCCACCAGAACCGAUUCCAUCACGUUCUCGUACUCCAGUUGAGGAUCCCUCCGCACCGAGUCAUACAUCAAACUCUCUAAAUAAUUCAGUACCGUUUAUGGGAACACAGGCAUCUAUGGUUCCAAUUGGAAAUGCUGUAACAUCCUCAGCUUAUAAGCAGCAACAAAGUUUGUUUCAGCCUUCUGUACAACCUAGUGCAGCAUCGCUGAAGUAUCAAGAUCAGCACAAAUAUCAGGAAGUUUCCGAAUCACAGCAACAGCAACCGGACGUUAUUCGAACUGAAUUAGAACAAGAAUCAGGGCUGCCCACUGCUAUCGUCACCACUUCCUCUUGCGAAAUUUUAGUUCCUAACAGAGACAUUGGAAAAGGUAUCUUGUCAGACAAUCAUUAUGCAACCGAAAAUGUGACAAAAAAGGCAGAAGAAAAUAACAAUUCGGUUAACCAGUUCGGAAGACAAGGAGAAAUAGUGGAUUUAGCUAUAACAGAUCCACAGCAGCAACCAACUAGUAGUAUGCAUUCGUCUGAAAAUUCUGAAGUUUGUCUGCCAUCUGAUGAAUUGUCUGAUACGGAAGGGUUUAAGUCGUACACACAAGUAGCUGUAAAUUCGGAAGAAAUCAUACAAAACAAUUUCAAAACCGAUGGAGGAUCUAGAAAUUCAACAGUGGAAGUUGAUGCUGAAGACUCGAUCAGUGAUGAACUGGGUAAUGAGGAAGCGUCAAAGGUUGAAAAGAUCGAUGAAAAAAAUGAUAAAGAUUUAUCAAAUGAGCUGGAGAAAUUGGGUGAAAAACCAAAGAAGGAGGACGAAUCAGAAAUUAGUGAAAAGCAGGAAAGUAUAUCAGACUUGGAAGUAGAUGAAAAAUGUGAAUUCAGUAAGUGGAAAAGCUUUGGAGUACAAAGUGAGAAAAUAAAAGUUCAAGGCGACAAGCAUGCAAAAGUUGAUGAAGAUGAGGAACGUACGGAAAUUUCCACGGAAGCAACAACGAUUGCUCAGGAAAGUGGCGCAGAAGAGGAGAAAUUGGUAAUAAGUGGAGCCGACAAAGCGACAUCCUCAGAAAAGCCGAAACGAAAAAGAGGGCGACAUCCAAAGCGUGGGCUGAACAAAAAGCGGAGAAUUGAGGAGGAAGAAGAAAUAAGUAUGGAAAUAGAUGAUGAGGAAUUUAUCCCUGAUUCUAACCGGCGAACACGGAAACGACCACAGACAAGAAGGCGUAUGGCAGCGGAACGUGAUGAUGCCUCUUUCGGGUACGUAGAAAAACGCCGAUCUGGUCGCUCGGCAAACGUUGAGAAAAAAAGCUAUGAUUUACAAGCAAAAUGGGAUGAAAUGGAUGAAGAAAUAGGUGAGGAUGUUCAUAGUCGAAAAGAGAAAAAACCGGAAGAACAGAACGAAUUUAUUAUUGAAAAGAUUAUAGGUGUAAAAAAGAACGAAAAUGGACCGGAUUUAUAUUUUGUAAAAUAUAAAAACAAGGCUUAUAUUCAUUGUCAGUGGAAGUCGCAAUAUGAUCUGGAAGCUGGAGAUCGUCGAGCUGCAGCAAAACUGAAACGCUUUCAUCAAAAGCGAGCUCAUAGUUCGGAUCAAGAUGAUGAUGAACAGUUCAAUAGUGAUUUUGUAAUUGUGGAACGGGUGCUGGAUGCCAAUGAAUUGGAAGGAGAAGAUUUUGUUCUCAUUAAAUGGAAAUCUUUACCAUAUGAAGAAGUCACAUGGGAGAAAGUAGAAAUUGUUCCAGAAGAUAAAAUUGAGGCGUAUAAACUAAGAAAUACUUGUGAUUCUUUGAAAAUGAAACCAAAACUACACCCAUCAGCUUCUGAUUGGUCUAAAAUCCCUGAAGAUAUAACUUUCAAAGGUAAUAACCGACUUCGAGAGUAUCAAUUCGAAGGUGUAAAUUGGCUUCUGUACUGCUACUAUAACAAACAGAAUUGCAUACUGGCUGAUGAAAUGGGUCUAGGGAAGACCGUACAAACAAUAUGUUUCCUGCAGCGGGUUUAUGAUUAUGGGAUUCAUGGACCAUUUUUGAUUGUCGUUCCUUUAUCCACAAUUCAUAAUUGGCAACGUGAAUUCGAGACAUGGACGGAUAUGAAUACCAUUGUUUAUCAUGGAAGCGCAGCUAGUCGGCAGAUUAUUCAACAAACUGAAUUCUAUUAUCGUCCGGAAGAGCUAAAAGGAGGUAAACGUAAUGUUGUCAAAUUUGAUGCCCUAAUUACCACGUUCGAAAUGGUUGUUAGCGAUUGUGAUGUCCUUAAACAGAUUAACUAUCAAGUAUGCAUUAUUGAUGAAGCACAUCGAUUAAAAAAUCGAAAUUGCAAACUGCUUACCAGUGGACUGCUUUCAUUAACCGCAGAACACCGUGUACUAUUAACAGGGACACCAUUGCAAAAUAAUAUUGAAGAACUGUACUCACUUCUGAAUUUUCUGGAACCAGAACAGUUUCAUAGUUCAUCUGCUUUUCUUGAGCAAUUUGGUCAGUGUCAAACUGAGGAUCAGGUGCAACGAUUACAGGAUAUCCUCAAGCCGAUGAUGCUACGUCGUCUCAAGGAGGAUGUUGAAAAGACUUUACAACCAAAAGAGGAAACGAUUAUUGAGAUACAACUGUCGAAUACCCAAAAGAAAUACUAUAGAGCAAUACUAGAAAGAAAUUUCUCACAUCUCUGUAAGGGAACAUCUGUACCAUCGCUGAUGAAUGCAAUGAUGGAAUUGCGAAAAUGUUGCAAUCAUCCUUUUCUUAUAAGUGGUGCUGAGGAGCAAAUUCUUGCGGAGGUGAAAGCAGGACAUCCAGAUUGGAGUGAAGAUGAUAUUUAUCAGCAUGCAUUGGUGCAGUCAUCUGGUAAAUUGGUUCUAAUUGCGAAACUGUUACCGAAAUUACGUACAGAUGGUCAUAAAGUAUUGAUUUUUUCCCAAAUGGUCCGAGUUUUAGAUAUUAUCGAAGAAUUUCUUGUUGCACAGAAUUAUACAUUUGAACGAAUUGAUGGUAAUGUUCGUGGUGAUUUGAGGCAAAGCGCUAUCGAUCGUUUCAGUAAAAAAGAUUCUGAUCGUUUUAUCUUUCUGCUUUGUACUCGCGCCGGUGGUCUUGGAAUCAAUUUAACAGCAGCGGACACUGUCAUUAUUUUUGAUUCUGAUUGGAAUCCGCAGAACGAUUUACAGGCACAGGCUCGCUGUCACCGAAUUGGUCAAACGAAAAUGGUGAAAGUUUACCGCUUAAUUACCUGUAAUACAUAUGAACGUGAAAUGUUCGAUAAGGCAUCGUUGAAACUAGGCUUAGAUAGAGCCGUACUUCAGUCCACUACUGCUUUGAAGGAUACUUCACAGCAGUUGUCACGGAAGGAAAUUGAAGAAUUGCUGAAAAAGGGGGCUUACGGCGCGAUUAUGGAGGAAAAUGCUGAGGAGAGUAAAUUUAAUGAAGAAGAUAUCGAAACAAUUCUUCUUCGCCGCACAACUACAAUAACUCUUGAAGCCGGUGUAAAAGGAUCGACUUUUGCAAAAGCAUCCUUUAAUUCAUCCACAAAUAGAGAAGAUAUUGAUAUUGAUGACCCUAAUUUCUGGUCUAAAUGGGCUAAAAAGGCAAAUAUUGAUACGGACAUGAGUCAAGCAGAUAAGCAGCUGAUUGUUCUUGAACCUAGAAAUCGCAAAAAAAGGUUUGAAGAAAAUGUUUACAAGUCGGAGGGUGCUGAUGAAACAGAAGGUGAGGAGAGCGAUGAUAGCAGUAAGGGUCGAAAGCGAGGUGAGCGGAAAGGUGACCGUAAGAAGCGCCGUGAGGAUGAAGAGUAUCGACCAGAUGAGCUAGCUUUCAAUAAAAGUGAAUAUUUCAAGAUCGAAAAAGUACUUGGUCAGUUUGGUUGGGGUCGUUGGAAAGUGAUGCGCGAAGCUUCCGAUUUAAAGGAUAACGUCACCGAAAUUGAUAUUGAGCAUAUUUCAAGGACACUGUUGUUACACUGUAUUCGUGAAUAUCGUGGAGAUGAAAAAAUUCGUGAAUUUGUUUGGCGGUUAAUAAUCCCAAAAGGAGGUUUAGUUACUGGCAAGAAUACAGAAAAAAUAAAAAACACUGGCUUGACAUCAGUAUUCCAUGAAGGGUGGGCAGCAUUACCAGAAUAUAAUCCGCCAGCUUUUGCUGUUGAUUCGUCCUUCCAACGUCAUGUUCACAGACAUUCAAAUAAAUUAUUGAUCCGAAUGCAUCAACUUCACAUACUAAAUACCGAAGUAAUUGGUAGCAAGAGUGAGGCGAUAAUGAAUAAUACAAAAGCAAAUGACAUCGAUUUAUUGGUUGAUAUGAAUGAUGCUUUUGUAGCCGGUUGGGAUGCUGAAUGUGAUAAAAGUUUCCUUAUUGGAGCAUACAAACAUGGUCUAGAAAAUAUCGAUGCGAUGCGUAUUGAUCCAAUGCUUUGUUUUGGUUCGAAAAAAAUUGAGAUUUUCCCCAAUAUCUCGGAUUUGUUGAGUCGUUUUCGUCGUCUUUUAACGCAUUUCCAGAGAAAGCGACAUGAUUCAUUGACAUUUUCAACGUGGACUAAACGUGAAGAAGCGGAAUUCAUGCGUGUUCUGAGAAGUUAUGGAGUUAAGGAUGAUCCAUCAACAAUUAUUUCGUGGACUCGCUUCCGACAGCUUUCUCCACUUUUAGAAAAGAAAACUGAUAGUGAUCUAAUGGAGCAAUUGUACUGUGUAUUGUCCAUGUGCACAAAGCAGCUGGGAAAUGAAAUAACAGCUGUUGAUUUACAACGUGCUCUAAAGGUGGAAUCGAUUUCGGCGCGUAAGGCCCAAAAACUGAUGCAUCGAAUGAAUAUGAUGCGACAGAUUCACGAUUGGCGAGAAUCACUGGUUGAUCGACGAACACUUCUCAAACUUUGUUCUAAUGAAGCGAUGCCAAGUGGUUGGUCGGUUGAACAAGAUGAAGAGUUAUUCAAAAUAGUGGAUGAACAUGGUCUGGAUAACAUAGCUGCUAAUAUCCUUAAUAGGACUGCUUUUCAAAAGAUAAUAAGACCAGAAGAACGAACUUUGUUGAGACGUGUCGCUGAGAUUUAUACUACUCUUCAAACGAAGAAGUGGAAUGGCGCUGCUUCCACUGAGUUGCUCGAGGAUUCUGACGAUGAACAAGGGACGUCAUUGUUAUUACGCUCAAAACGGGGUCGCAAGAAAAGUGCUAUACCAAGUGCUUCAAUGCAAGAAUUUGUUGACACAGAGAAAGAGAAAAUGCGUGCUUUAGUACAUCAAACAUUUCUGCAAAGGCUGGAACAACUCCCGUUUGCUGCUGCAGCUGCUAUGGCGCAAGGCGCUUUUCUUCUUCCAUCACUUUUAUCAGGCGGUGGAACAUCUCCGGCAGCUGCUACAUCGACUCAAGCGCAGACAGCAAUGCUUUCCAGUUUGUUUGGACUAUCUUCUGCAUCACCUCCAGCAUCUGCUUCCACGAAUACCAAUAAAACAAAUGAUUAUGCAGAGGAUGUGCUAAAUCUGAGUACGAAAAAACCGACAAGUAAUAAUAGCACCACUACUGGAAUCUCUGCUCCUCCUACAAAUUUUUUGAAUAGUUUGAAUUUUACAGAGUUGUUUGCACUGGCAAAUCUACCACCAGAAACCCGUGUACCAGUGAUUAAUAUUGAAACGGGCACACGAUUGGUUGGUGAACAAGCGCCAAAAGUGAAAAAUCUUGGACAGUGGCUGUCAGCACAUCCCAAAUAUGUGCUCGAUAUUCCGUCGUCAACAUCUUCAACAGUUCCUUCGGUGCCUCAAGUAGCAUGCUCAAAGCUAGUUGAAAAAAGUGAUGGGAAGUCUGUAUCAGCAGUAUCAGAUAAAAUUGCUUCAAAGAAGGAAAUCAGCAAAGAAGCCCAUUCUAAGGAAACGCUUGCCAUUCAAACAAAUCCAAGUUUAUCGAAAGCGACAGCAACAGCAUUAAUUCUAGAACCUGGUGAAGUUCCUCGCUCUCCUAGUACAACCGCUGCAUCAUCAGCGACUUCCGUCGCUUCAUUUAGUGUUAGUGAUCAGCGAGUCGCCGUUUUCCAGCGUUCUACUGGUACUCUGAUUCCGGCCGAAAAAUGGCCACUGCUGAAAAAUCUUGCUUCAUGGCUGGACAAACAUCCGGAUUGCAAUGUACACUCGAGCAGUACAUCAGUGGCUACUACAAUUUUACCGAAAAAUUACGCUGAUCGUUUGGGUGAUGAUACGACAUCUUUGUCAUCAUCCUCAAGUGGUUUGGAAGCUCUACAAAUGCAAAUGAUGCUCCAGCAGUCGUUAAUGAAUCAAACGCUGCUCGGACUUGGAGCUUAUGGACCGCUUGGAUCGUAUGCAAUGCUUGCAGCUGCAGCGUCUGGUUCUACUCAGUCGAAUAAGAAUUCAUCGAAGGAUGUGUUGAAUCCGAUGCUUGCAUCACUAAUGAAUCCUUCACUACAUUUGCAACAGAUGCAAUCUCUACUGACAUUGGAUCCAUCAUUAUUGCUCAGUCAGCCAUUUUCCUCCAUUUCAACAACUAGUAAUACACCGCCGAUUUCUGCUUUAAACGUCUCGUCAGUCACAAAAUCGCCGAUUUCUACUACUGCUAGUACUGCUGCUACAGCUACUGCUGUUACUACUACAACUACUAUUAGUGCUUCUAGUACUACCACCACUACUACUACUACUGCAGCAACAACAACAGCUAGUGCUACCAUUGUUACAACUGCUGCUAUUACUAGUAUUCCCACUACUCCUUCUACUGUUUCUACUACUACUACUAUCACUACUACUGCUACUACUACUACUACUAUUGAUUCUGCUGCUAUUAUUACCACAAUGGCAAAGAAAGCAUCUAGCAGAGGUCGUCUAAAUGCUGUCGUUGAGAAACUGUCCUCGAACCAGAGUUAA